UCUCAGGAGUGCCCGGAUGAGGUGUUUCUGGAGGGUGUGUUGCAGCCCAGUCUGGAGAAAGGGCGGCUCGGCUCUCUGCAGAGCAUCAUGGAGAAACUGGACCCGGGUCUGGAGAACUGCAGCCGGUACCUCAUCGCCUCCUGCCAGUUCCUGCAGAGGAGAGGAUACUUCAACACCCUCUACCAGCUGCAGCAGUUCAUGACGGAUCACGUGCGUGCAGCCAUGACGUGUAUCAGAUUCUUCACUCAUGGAGCCACUUCCUACCUGCAGCUGGGAGAAAACCAGAGCUGGCUGGUCCGGGCCAAAGAGCACCUGAGGACGUUCCUGCAGGAGCAGCAGGGCCGGGGGGGCGGGAAGAGGAGGUCGCAGGUCAACUCCUUCAGGAAGAUGAUGUCCUCCAGCGACGUCUCCAGGCAUAUGAACACCAUCGAGCUGCAGCUGGAGGUGACUCGCUUCCUGCACCGCUGUGAGAGCGCCGUCUCUCCGAAGUCUCCUCGGACGGCAACAUUUGCCCCCAAAUCCUCCGGAGCCAGCGCCCCCCCCACCCUGUUCGGAGGAAGCCCCGUGAAGGUGGAGGUCGCCUGCAAGGUGAUGCUCGGAGGGAAAAACAUUGAGGAGGGUUUUGGUAUCGCUUAUAGAGUCGUACAGGACUUCCAGCUGGAGGCCCAGGCGGUGUAUGUUCGUGCCGGGCAGAGACUCGUCCGGCAGCGGCAGUACGGCGCCGUGCGGCAGCUCCUGAAAUGUGUCGGGGAGUCGGGAGCCGCCACCAAGAACGACUGCGACGCCCUGAUCCUCAGCUGCGUCUCCUUCGCAGAUAAGAGCCCGGCAGAUGCCAAGGAUCUGGAAAGCCUCAUUCUGGAGGCCAAGAGCACAGAAAGCAAGAUCAAAGCCUACCUGCUGUGCGGUAAGCUGCGCCCGGCGUACCUGCUGGCGGUGAAGCUGGAGGCGGGUCGCGCCGGUCCUCUGGUGCAGGACGUCCUGCAGGCAGCAGAGGGAGUGCAGGACUCUGUGAUGCAGAACAUCUGCAGCCAGUGGCUCUCUGAGCACCACAGCAAGUCUGCUCAGCAGCGCCAGGCCCGACCCAGCGCCAGGUAGAGCACGGUUCACAAGGGAUCACACAGAACAGCACUUAAAACCUGAAGAGAGGAUCCAGGGUUUCUAAAGUAAAAAGGUUCUAGAAACACGCUUUGAGAUGGAAACGACUGCAGGUUUUAUGUAACAGUAGCUGUUGCACAUGUUACUUUUUAGUGUUGUAAUAAUUUAUAUAUAGCACAUUUAAGGCCAUUAAAGUCAACGAUGUGAACUGAUGACCUAAACUACAUUUGGUGUCUAGCUCAAAUUUGACUACCUGCAAAAGUUUAAAGGGACAGUUCACACCAAAAUAAGAAAUGCACAAUCCUUUCUCUUACCUGAAGUGGUUUAUAUUAAUCUAAAUUUAAUGUAGGAACUAUUUUAUUUCAACACCUGAAAACCAUAUCACCACAUGCGUGAACACAUGGAUUGUUUUUGCAACCAGGUCAUGAUUUCUUGACACCACUCUGGAGGUUAUACAAUAGAAAAAUACAUUUGAGAAAGACACCAAAUCUACAUUGAUAAAAAGCCCCACAGGUUUUUAUUUGAAAGGUGUACUGUCCCUUUAAAUUCUCACUGUUCUGGAUCACUGUGAAACUAGGCGUGGUCUCAGGUGAAACACAAUCUGAUUUCCAGCCUGGAGUUGAGUUUCUCUUUGAGUAGAAACAUCUAGAAAACCCUGAUGAUCACUUGAAAGCCCUGAAACUGUCCAAUCACCACCGUGCUUUACUGCCAGUUUGCUUUUAUCUCUCAUCUCCACACUGUUUGAGAGGGAACAAUGUUACGACAACUAAUAGAUUCUUACACAUGACUGUAUUGGACGAAGAUUCAUCUCCUACCUCAGCAAAAAGGGAAAAUAUCUUUAACUGAUUGAUAGGCCUCUGACGAAAUGAGUUUUCUGACUUUUGUUUUUGUUUAAUUUGUAUGUCUUUAUCGUUUCUAUGUGUGUGGAUUUACUCCGCAAUGAGAUGUCGUCCGCCAAGAACGGUACACGAAACUGAACAAAUGUUGUACUGUGUUUUUGUUAAUCCCCAUGAAGAUGUUUACUGUUUCACCUGAUGUUAUAUUGGACGUUUAAUGGCCAGCUUUCAGCGAUUAUUCCCUUUUGGUAAGGGGAAUUCAUAUUUAAAAAAAGAAAAAUAAGUAUGUUUGAGAUGUUGAAUAUAGAAAGGGACCCACUUCAAGAUCAUGUAAUCAAUCAAAUUGAUUUCUCACUAUCUGGUUUCGAUUUCUCAUCCUGUGUGUCCUGUUUUGGUAAGAGUGUGCCUAAUUUUAAACCAUGCUUUACACUUUGUUAUAAUGUCUGAACUCUAUAAAUCCACAAUGAUUAAUUUACAUAGUCAAUGAGGUUUAAAGAAAAAAGGGAUUAAACUUUUGCCAUAUGGUUUCUUUUGCUGUUUAAUGUUGUGUUCUCACCCUGGCAGUGCAAAAGGUAACCGUGUUUUGAUCUAAUUCACACAACAAUCACCAUGUUGCAGAAACUGCCUUUUCAAGGAUGCGAGAUUCAUUUCUGAUGAUAUAAUCAAUGUCUUCUGUUUCGCUUCCCUCUGCUGCACUAGACUGACGGAUGCUCCUGUGACAGUAAAUGUUGUAGUCUAGUUGCCAGCCUAGUGAACCCGGACAUUUUGAGUACCCCAACGUUUUAUUUUAGAAAUGUAUAGUACGGGACGGGUCCAAUGCAAACAUGCCAACUUGAAAAUGUUGAUCAAUUUCACAAUAAGCAUAAGUUCCAUUAAUUAGUAUAUGCAGACAAUAGCUAAAAAAUUGCUUGCCGAUUUGGACAGUUUUUGUGUGGUUGCUGAAGUUAUUGCGGAUGUUGAAUCAAUCAAAAAAAUGUGUUUUGAGUCCCGGAAAACUUUAAAUUGACUCAAAAACAGCCCAUUGGGUACAAAUAUGGCCACUUUCUGGUUUAAAUUUCAAAAAUGGAUUCAACUUCCUCAAUACUCUCCAAAACGAUGUGUCUAAAUCGGCAAAGCCAUCCUAUAGCUAUUGUCUGCAUAUGCUAAUUAACGCAAUUUAUGCGAAUUGCCCAACAUAUUCAAUUUAGCAUCCGGCAGUUUUUAUGUGCUGGGGACCCGUACUGUACAUUUCUAAAAUAAAACGUUGGGGUACUCAACAUUUCGGGGUUCCCAAUAGGACUCUAUGAGCUGACAGACUAUCAAACGGAAAGAGAUGAAUGAAGACUUUCUUGCACUCUAAUCCUCCUGACUGUUGUUUGAUCACUGCCGCACUUUAAACUUAGUAAA
Messenger RNA from Notothenia coriiceps (black rockcod), 3317 nucleotides. Its product is annotated as zinc finger FYVE domain-containing protein 26-like. The transcript has 8 exons. Gene Ontology annotation, biological process: regulation of cytokinesis; double-strand break repair via homologous recombination; mitotic cytokinesis. Gene Ontology annotation, molecular function: phosphatidylinositol-3-phosphate binding. Gene Ontology annotation, cellular component: centrosome; lysosomal membrane; midbody. NCBI's taxonomy places the organism in Eukaryota, Metazoa, Chordata, Actinopteri, Perciformes, Nototheniidae. The coding region runs from base 88 to 1095 and encodes 335 amino acids. The record is from RefSeq and is a predicted model, not a curated record.